AUGUCAAUCACGGAACUUGUCUUUAUAACAGUCCAACCCGAUCCUCAGGUACGCAAGGAACUUAAUAUGAAGCUACCAGAUGCCCUUAGAGGGGUAUUUUCUGGGCUUCCCAAACUAGAAUCUCUGUAUAUUGCAUCAAAUUUUGGGCUCCUAGGUGAAGACGGAGGUAGUCAUGAUGAUAUAUGCCUUCUUUUAAAAUGGCAAGAUAUUUCGGGCUUUGAUUCCUUCAUUAAGUCAACAGACUUCGCUGCAUUCAAAAGAUCCAUAUUGCCAUACCUUACUGGUCCAGCUGAUAUCCAGUUGUAUGAAUCGCUAGAAGAUGUGCCGGUUCGCAUGGCGGUCGAUUCGCCGCAUCUUCACAUCAUGAGAUCUCAUCCCAAUGUCGCCAAUAUUCAAACUGGCCGAAUUAGCCGAACCAGUUUUGAGGACCGGUGGAAGGAUUUUAUUGAGCAAUGUAGAUUGGCGUUGAGUGCCAAAAGCAGUUUAAUUGGGUCAUUUAAUGGCUUAGGGUUGCGCAAAGAAGAUAGUGCUUUUUUUGGUGCAACACUGUGGAAGGAUCGUGAGUCAAUUAACUCAACUCUAAGCGACAGUGCCGUCAACCAACAUCUCCAACGGCUGCAGGAAGUAACUGGGACCAACAAUUGGGUUCACUUUUUGAUGAAAAUAGACCAGGUGGCAUUGGAUAAAUAA
Molecule: messenger RNA, 690 nt
Organism: Trichoderma asperellum CBS 433.97
Lineage: Eukaryota; Fungi; Ascomycota; Sordariomycetes; Hypocreales; Hypocreaceae
Source: RefSeq, a predicted model, not a curated record